AUGUCUUCUUCUUUUGAUAGUUCCAGCUCUACAUUCGAUCUAUCGCGCAGAAGGUCUCUUUUAUCAGAUUCACCGAUAACGGGCGAAGCUGUUCGAAGAUCGGCACGCAGAGGCGGAAUAACAGGACAAACUUCUGGUCUUGCACCUUCAUACCUUCAAGCCAACCUUAUUGUUCUCCCUUCGCGUUAUGCCGACGACUUUACGCGAUUCUGCAAGAGAAACCCAGUACCAUGUCCUCUCAUUGCCAAAUCUGCCACUGUAGGAUCAUACGAUGCUCUCGAGUCAUGGAUUGAGGGGGUGGCAGAUGAAGAAUUGGCUGCAGAAAUCGAUAUUCGGACCGACGCUCCAAAAUACAUGGUAUACAAAGACGCCGAACUUGUGGGCGAUCAUAUUGAUGACAUAAAGACGCAUUGGACGGAGGAUCAUGUGGCAUUCUUGAUUGGGUGCUCAUACAGUUUUGAAGAUGCCCUCAAAACCGGUGGACUAAUACCUCGACACACCAAACAGAGUCGAAAUGUGCCAAUGUACAAGACUAAUCUAUCAUUGUGUCCGGCCGGAGUUUUUGAUCAGGGCACAUACGUGGUAUCUAUGAGGCCAUACAAGAAGGAUCAGAUUGAAAGGGUAAGAGAAAUCACAAGACCGUAUCUAGCUACCCACGGAGAACCAAUUGCUUGGGGAUGGGAAGCUGUCGAGAGAUUAGGUAUUAAGGAUAUCACCAAACCAGACUGGGGCGAUAGCUCUGUGAAUGAUGAUGGGGAUCCUCUGGUUUUCGUCAAGGGACGUGAAAACAAGUUUGUUCCGGUGUUUUGGGGAUGUGGUGUUACUCCGCAACACGCUGUCGUGAGCGCCGGCUUGAAGGGGGUUGUCAUGGGUCAUGCACCGGGACACAUGCUGGUCUUGGACUGUCGAGAUGAUGAUCUCGUCAAAAAUCGAUUCGACAGAGAGGUGUUUGCAACUAAAAAGGAAGCCUUGAUGACGGUGGUGAAGACGCAAGGUAUGUCAAUGGAAGAAUUCAAGAAGAAUCUGAGGACAGUAAAGGACGCCUAG
This is a messenger RNA of Sclerotinia borealis F-4128, 1047 nucleotides long. Lineage: Eukaryota; Fungi; Ascomycota; Leotiomycetes; Helotiales; Sclerotiniaceae. The record is from the annotation of a GenBank genome assembly.